UUUCCUUUUCAACAAUUUUUUGAAUAAUUUUUUCCGAUUAAUGCACCACAAAAUUUUGGCGCCGUAUCUGAGAAAAACCGUUGAAUUGUUAUAGCCAUUUUAAAUUGAUAUAUCAUAACCAAAACCUUAAGUAAAUAGUCAUGGUCAUGGCUUGGCGCUUCUUCUUCCUCGGUAAACCCCUCUUAAACCCCAACCCUAAAUUCCCAAAGCCACGUUCUUUCUCCACCUCUUUCCUCAUAACCAAAACACCUAACAAGCACAAACCCAAGCGCCCCAAAUCCGAUUCUCCCCGCACCCGACCCGUCACGCCCGACUCCAACAAAAUCCCCCAGUUCGAGUCCCUCCUCGACCGCGAUGCCACCUUCCGAUUCCUCACGAAAACCAAAGAAUUCCUCUCCAAACAAUCCGAACAAAUUCUCCGCCUCGACGACGCUGGCAAACUCCACCGAGAACUCGGAUUCCCCCGCGGCCGAAAAGUCGCCCGAUCCAUUGCCCGCCACCCGCUCCUCUUCACCACCCACCGCCACUCCGACAACAAAAUCUGGCUCGGAUUCACUGACUUGAUGGAUCAAUUACUCCUUGAAGAGACAUCGAUCAUGGAAGCCAUGGAGGAAGAUCGAGUUACGAAAAUCUGUAAAUUAUUAAUGAUGUCGAAAAAUAAGCGGAUUCCAUUAAGCAAGAUUUAUCAUAAAAGGCUUAUAUUUGGAAUUCCAGAGGAUUUCAGGGACAAAAUCGGAAAAUAUACCGAUUAUUUUCGCCUAGUGGUUGAAGAUGAUGGGAAACAGGUCCUUGAGUUGGUAAACUGGGAUCCAAGUUUAGCUGUAAGCGCAUUGGAGAAGGAGUUUUUAGUAAAUGAAGAUAAGGUGAAGAAAGCUUUCAAGUUUCCGGUUAAAUAUGGGAAAGAUUUGGACUUGGAAGAAAAUGAUGUCAAGAAACUCAACUUGUUAAACACAUUACCGCUGGUUUCGCCUUAUUCCGAUGGGUGGAAGUUGGAUUUAUGGAGUUUGGAGGCGGAAAAGUAUAGGGUCGGGAUUAUACAUGAGUUUUUGAGCUUGACUUUGGAGAAGAGAGCUUUGAUACAUCAUAUUGUGGAGUUUAAGGAGGAGCUUAGUUUGACUAGGCAGACUUAUGAGAUGCUCAAGAGGCAGCCUUGGACGUUUUAUUUGGCGGGAACAGAGAUGAACUGGGCGGUGUUUUUGAAAGAUGGGUAUGAUGAGAAUGGGAAUUUAAUCAAAAAGGAUCCACAGGUGGUUUUCAAUGAAAAGCUUUAUAAGUUUGCCCAAAUGCAGGAUGAGGAAUUGAGUUCUGAAUUUGGGGAGAAAUGAUAAGGAGAUUGAUAUUUUUUAGUGGUUAAUCAUGUGGAUUGAGUUGCUGAAUAGAGAGUCAAGAUGGGCUCCAGAAUACUGCGGGAGCGAGAGAGAGUUUUAUGAUCAAGGUGAAUGCUGCAUUUUACAUAUGUAAGGAAUUGAAGAUUAAUUAUUUGCAAUAUGUUGUGAUGUUCAUUUUUGUUAAUCUUAUUAUCAAAAUAACUUUUUGUUC
Theobroma umbraticum is the source of this 1539-nucleotide messenger RNA. RefSeq names its product Ubiquitin carboxyl-terminal hydrolase family protein. The record is from RefSeq and is a predicted model, not a curated record. Gene Ontology annotation, molecular function: RNA binding. Lineage: Eukaryota; Viridiplantae; Streptophyta; Magnoliopsida; Malvales; Malvaceae.